UGGACCGAUUUAUUGCGUUGAUACAGCUGCAAGAAAUCCUCCGGAACAAGCACCUUCAGCUGCUCUCCGUUCCUGCAUCCACAGCAAUGUCUCUCGAGACAGAAUUUAAGACAGUGGCAGAGGAUGUGAAGAAGGUGAAAACAAAGCCUACAAAUGAGGAGAUGCUUACACUAUACGGUCUUUACAAACAGGCCCUUGUCGGUGACGUUAACACUGAGAGGCCAGGAGCUCUGGAUAUGACAGGGAAAGCAAAGUGGGAUGCCUGGGACUCCAGGAAAGGAGUGUCCAAGGAUGAUGCCAUGUCAACCUACAUCACGCAUGCUAAGGAAAUCAUCAGCAAAUAUGGGAUGUAAGACUUACAAUAAACAAUAGAGGCAGGAUUAAUGCAAAAAUGAAUAAAAGACUACUAAUUCAAUUAAUAAAAAAACAGAUUGUCUACAGAUGUAAUGGUUAGGCAGAAUAUUUUGUCAUUUGACAUUUCUUCCUUUUUCAGGUAUGUUUUUUUAAUUUUUCAUCAUUUUGAAUUUAUAUAAUUAAAUGACUACUAUGCAUUGAUUAAUUAUGUAAAAAUGUAACUUUACUAAUUCAGUUGAAUGCACUUAUUCAUAUCUUAGAUCACAACAAGAAAUUAAAAGGUGUCAAAUAUGAGCAUACACGUUUUAAAAAAAUAAACU
Cololabis saira (Pacific saury) is the source of this 674-nucleotide messenger RNA. RefSeq names its product acyl-CoA binding domain containing 7 (gene acbd7). The coding region runs from base 87 to 353 and encodes 88 amino acids. The transcript is spliced from 4 exons. The record is from RefSeq and is a predicted model, not a curated record. Gene Ontology annotation, biological process: fatty acid metabolic process. Gene Ontology annotation, molecular function: fatty-acyl-CoA binding. NCBI's taxonomy places the organism in Eukaryota, Metazoa, Chordata, Actinopteri, Beloniformes, Belonidae.